Messenger RNA from Alternaria ventricosa, 753 nucleotides. RefSeq lists its product as uncharacterized. The record is from RefSeq and is a predicted model, not a curated record. NCBI's taxonomy places the organism in Eukaryota, Fungi, Ascomycota, Dothideomycetes, Pleosporales, Pleosporaceae. Bases 1 to 753 code for a protein of 250 amino acids. The transcript is spliced from 2 exons.
AUGAAUCUCAUUACGGCAAGGUACUCGCAGGUCGAUCCGAUACAUUACAGCACAAUCCUCGGAGGCGGGCAGGCGAAUGCCGGACAACUCGAGAGUGCCAUCAAAAAGUCCGUAGAUACCAUCACCUCUAACUGCAUUGGAACUUCCUCGUGGCUUCAAGCUUUUGUCGAGGGCGAGACAUGCUGGUCGGAUUACCAAGUUAUCAUCAACAACCUCCACCGCAUGUCAAAGCUCUUGAAGCUAAUCCCGGAGGGCGAGACGCCUCAGAACCGCGCAUUACGCCUCACGCGCCGCGAAGCAUACAAGAAAGCUCUGCGCGCCCAUCAAGAACACGUCCGUCUGGGGGUAGAGGCGGAAAUUCAGACAGCAGAAGAUGCGUUGGAAGACUUGUCCACGAAGGACGGCGUGACCCAAGUUGAACUCCAGGGCGCUCGGGACGAGCUCGCUUCCCUCCGCGAAGCUGAGCCAGCGGAGGUAGAAGACGAGUUUGAUGACGCGGUGAACAAGGGCGAAUCUACCCAGACCGAGCUUCAGGCGAUGCAAGAUCGUAUCCAAAACCUUAUGGAAUACGAGGGCGGCCUAACCGCUACCAACGACGGCCUACGCCGUAACCUCGCAGAAGUGCCCGCAGUCGAACCAUACUACUCACAAAUGGCAAACAACGCUAAGUGUACUUUCUGGGAGGCCAGGUGGAGCCAGGACGUAUUCUUGUCGUUUCUCUGUGAGUUCCAAGGUGUGAUGCACUACAAGUAA